Messenger RNA from Fusarium sp. VM40, 1779 nucleotides. The record is from the annotation of a GenBank genome assembly. NCBI's taxonomy places the organism in Eukaryota, Fungi, Ascomycota, Sordariomycetes, Hypocreales, Nectriaceae.
AUGCACUCCACCAUGAGGACUCUCCUCCAAACUGCGACGCUUAUUGUUACGGUUCUCGCCUCGGCGGCGGCCAGUCUGGUCAUGAUGCACUUUUCUUGCUAUGCUACUAUGUGCUCUGAAGAAUUCUUCUCUUAUGAGACACGUCUGCAUGUUAUCGUAUAUUACGGCUUCCUGUCUCUCACUCUCUGCCUUCUUUUCCUCCGCGCAUGCAGCUCGACCGUCCGCUCAUUCGCUAGCUUCCAGCCGCUAGCUAGUGUUCCCUUCUUGGGCGAGCGACUUACUCUCGGCGGAUUAUUCAUGAGUAUCUGGAUAUUGGUCCUUGCCUGCGGUCCGGUCAUCUACUGGCUUCCAACCCAAUGGGAAUUUUGGGGAGAUCGUGCUGACCCCUUGAACUGGAUGUCGGCCAAGAUUCAGUUGACCAUUACUGGUGUGACUGGACACUCUACCGACAUCCUUCUUGGCCUCUUGACUAUACCAGUUGCUCGCAACAGCCUUGUUGGUCAGGCCUUCUCGGUACAUCACAGCACUUUACUCCUCGCUCAUAAACUCAUUUCCUACCUUUUCUCGAUCGCUGUUGCCGCUCACGGUAUCACGUAUAUUGUCUAUGCCGCAGAUGGCAGCAGUGAGGGAGACGAGGCUAAGGAAGAGGCGUUUGCCACCGGAAAUCCAGCAAUGACGUUAUCCGAGAGCAAGCAGCGAAGCUCGUGGUUUACCCAAACAACCUACACCGGUAUCGCCGCUUUCUUGCCAAUUCUAGCGAUACUUGUCACGUCGAUUCCAUAUAUGCGCAAGAAGCACUAUAACCUCUUUUAUUACACCCACGUAAUUUGCGGCACUGUCAUCUUCAUCGCGUCUUGUAUCCACGCAAGCACCAAUUUCUAUCUCCUACUGCCUGGCUUGCUAUUAUGGAUCGGAGACUGGAUUCGACGAGUAUUCUUUGGAGAAACAAAUGGUUUGAGUACAAAGACGCUUGCCACUAUUGAAAACCCAGGCGGUAAUUGGAUUAGAAUCUCACUCCCCACCACGUGUUCUGCAGAAAACAUAUCGGAGAAGCCGUUGACGACGUGCGAGCCUGCACUAUAUUACUAUCUCAAUGUUCCAUCCAUCAGCAAGGUACAGAACCAUGCCCUCACGGCUGCUGUUCCAAGCUCUUCAAGUCACGGACCAACCUUUAUGCUCCAGCGAACGACCGGCAAGUCCCAGAAGAGACUUGAGAAAGAAUGGACGUGGAAGCUGGGUGCCUUGGUACCCAACAUGCAAGAUAGCCGCUCGCUGGAAAUCCGACUCGAGGGACCUUAUCGCAUCAACGACAUGGGAUAUGCUAGUGCAUCUCACAUAGUGUGCAUUGUCGGCGGGACAGGCGUUACGGGAGCCCUUAGUCUGGCGCGCUGGUGGCUGGAUGUCUGUUCUGUCAACAACAGUCGGUUCACAUUGAUCUGGACUUUGCGGACCGCCGAGUCGAUGGAAGUUAUGGAGUGGACAGAGCUCAGGAACAUGGCUAAAACCAACGGCUGCCUCGACGUAAGAUCACACAUAAGCUCUGAAAACGGCCGUCUUGAUCCAGCUGUGAUUCUUCAAGAAGCCCUCGGAGUAGGUAACGGCUUGGUAGCUGAGACUCCAGGACCCGGAUGGGUUUACAGCUCUGGACCGGAUGCUCUGAUGAAAGCUACCAAACGAGCAUGUGUCGAAACGCGGAGAAAAAUCGUCAAAAGCAAAAGGGGCGGCUGUCAAGGAACCUGGGUGGUAGAAGAUCUGUCCUGGUAUAUGAGUCAGUAUUAA